AUGAAGCGUUUUAAGGCAAAGCUCUUCGACUCCGACAGAACAUACAAACCUAAGAAAAAGCAUAAGGAAGGAACUGAACGUUACAACCUCCACAAGUUUGCCAAAUCACUUGUGCGCUCAGGUGACCUCAGUGCUGCUGUCAAGCUACCGCAAGGUGCCGAUCUGAAUCAUUGGCUUUCCGUACACACUGUAGAUUUCUACAACAUCACUAAUGUUUUGUACGGCUCUCUAACAGAGUUUUGCACGAACAGCAGUUGUCCUGUCAUGUCGUCAGGUCCACGCUAUGAGUAUUUAUGGCGUGACCCGCCGGAAUAUCCAAAAGCAACGAAGGUGAGCGCACCGGAGUAUGUGAGAUUGUUGAUGGAGUGGAUCGAGCGGCAGAUCAAUGAUGAACGUGUGUUUCCGUCUGAGGAUCGUAAUCCCUAUCCACCAGAUUUCGCGGAUAGAGUGAAGGCGUGUUUCAAGCGACUGUUCCGCGUUUAUGCACACGUUUACUAUUCCCACUUUGCGAAGAUUCGUGAGUUGCAGGAGGAAUCUCACAUCAACACCGCACUGAAACAUUUUAUGUAUUUUGUGUGGGAAUUUGAUCUGAUUCCUCGUGAGGAGGUGUCUCCGCUGCGUGAAUUGCUGGUAAACUUAAUGGGUCAGCGCGCGAAGGAAAAGUUGGAGGUUCCGUAA
This is a messenger RNA of Trypanosoma brucei brucei TREU927, 678 nucleotides long. Its product is annotated as cell cycle associated protein MOB1, putative. The coding region runs from base 1 to 678 and encodes 225 amino acids. Gene Ontology annotation, molecular function: protein kinase activator activity. Lineage: Eukaryota; Euglenozoa; Kinetoplastea; Trypanosomatida; Trypanosomatidae. Gene Ontology annotation, biological process: signal transduction; positive regulation of protein phosphorylation. Gene Ontology annotation, cellular component: nucleus; cytoplasm. The record is from RefSeq and is a predicted model, not a curated record. The transcript has a single exon.